Molecule: messenger RNA, 543 nt
Organism: Staurois parvus
Lineage: Eukaryota; Metazoa; Chordata; Amphibia; Anura; Ranidae
Source: the annotation of a GenBank genome assembly
AUGAUAUGGAGGGGAUUGGAACACCUGAAUCACAUGAUAUGGAGGGGAUUGGAGCACCUGAAUCACAUGAUAUGGAGGGGAUUGGAACACCUGAAUCACAUGAUAUGGAGGGGAUUGGAACAUCUGAAUCACAUGAUUGGGAGGGGAUUGGGACACCUGAAUCACAUGAUAUGGAGGGGAUUGGAACACCUGAAUCACAUGAUUGGGAGGGGAUUGGGACACCUGAAUCACAUGAUUGGGGAGGGGAUUGGAACACCUGAAUCACAUGAUUGGGAGGGGAUUGGGACACCUGAAUCACAUGAUAUGGAGGGGAUUGGAACACCUGAAUCACAUGAUUGGGAGGGGAUUGGGACACCUGAAUCACAUGAUAUGGAAGGGAUUGGAACACCUGAAUCACAUGAUGGGGAGGGGAUUGGAACACCUGAAUCACAUGAUGGGGAGGGGAUUGGAACACCUGAAUCACAUGAUGGGGAGGGGAUUGGAACACCUGAAUCACAUGAUGGGGAGGGGAUUGGAACACCUGAAUCACAUGAUGGGGAGGGG